GCGCAUGCGCGCUGACGGGUUCUGGCUCCAACGCGGCACUUCCGGGAGAGAGGGUGACGUGUGAAGCCGAAGAGUGAGACAGGACCUAGGGAGAUGCUGACCAAGUUCGAGACCAAAUCUGCCCGAGUUAAAGGGUUGAGCUUUCACCCCAAGCGCCCCUGGGUACUCACCAGCCUGCACAAUGGCGUCAUCCAGCUGUGGGAUUACCGCAUGUGUACACUGAUUGACAAGUUUGAUGAGCACGAUGGCCCCGUCCGAGGCAUCGACUUCCACAAGCAGCAGCCGCUUUUUGUGUCCGGAGGAGAUGACUAUAAAAUCAAGGUGUGGAAUUACAAGCUCCGGCGUUGCCUUUUCACGCUGCUGGGACACUUGGAUUAUAUCCGCACCACCUUUUUCCACCAUGAAUACCCCUGGAUUUUGAGCGCCUCUGAUGAUCAAACCAUUCGCAUCUGGAACUGGCAGUCCCGCACCUGUGUCUGUGUCCUGACCGGUCACAACCACUACGUGAUGUGUGCGCAGUUCCACCCCUCUGAGGAUUUGGUGGUAUCCGCCAGCUUGGACCAGACUGUGCGCGUCUGGGAUAUUUCUGGCCUAAGGAAGAAAAACCUUUCUCCUGGAGCGGUGGAAUCCGACGUCCGUGGAAUCACCGGGGUUGAUCUGUUUGGAACCACGGAUGCUGUUGUAAAGCAUGUUCUGGAGGGACAUGAUCGCGGUGUAAAUUGGGCUGCCUUUCACCCCACAAUGCCCCUCAUUGUGUCAGGAGCAGAUGAUAGACAGGUCAAAAUCUGGCGGAUGAACGAGUCCAAAGCUUGGGAAGUGGACACCUGCCGAGGACACUAUAACAAUGUCUCCUGCGCCGUGUUUCAUCCUCGCCAGGAGUUAAUCCUCAGUAAUUCUGAGGACAAGAGCAUACGCGUCUGGGACAUGUCUAAACGGACGGGCGUUCAGACUUUCCGUAGAGAUCAUGACCGGUUUUGGGUGCUGGCCGCGCACCCCAACCUCAACCUUUUUGCAGCAGGCCACGAUGGAGGAAUGAUCGUGUUUAAGCUGGAGAGAGAGCGUCCUGCUUAUGCUGUGCAUGGAAACAUCUUGUAUUACGUGAAGGACAGGUUCCUCCGCCAGUUGGACUUCAACAGUUCCAAGGAUGUGGCUGUCAUGCAGCUGAGGAGCGGCUCCAAAUUCCCCGUCUUCAACAUGUCUUAUAAUCCAGCUGAAAACGCCGUCCUGCUGUGCACCAGAGCCAGCAACCUCGAAAACAGCACCUACGACUUGUACACGAUCCCCAAAGAUUCUGACUCCCAGAACCCCGAUGCUCCGGAAGGGAAGAGGUCCUCUGGCCUGACAGCUGUGUGGGUGGCACGCAACAGGUUUGCCGUCCUGGAUCGCAUGCAUUCGAUUCUUAUAAAGAACCUGAAAAAUGAAAUCACGAAAAAGGUCCAGGUUCCAAACUGUGACGAGAUCUUCUACUCUGGAACGGGGAACCUGCUCCUCAGGGAUGUUGACUCCAUCACCCUGUUCGACGUGCAGCAGAAACGCACUCUGGCCUCUGUGAAGAUCUCCAAAGUGAAGUAUGUCAUCUGGUCCUCAGAUAUGUCUCACGUGGCUCUUCUGGCCAAACACGCCAUUAUGAUCUGCAACAGGAAGCUGGAAUCCCUCUGUAACAUCCAUGAGAACAUCCGAGUGAAGAGUGGAGCCUGGGAUGAGAGCGGGGUCUUCAUCUACACCACCAGCAAUCACAUCAAAUACGCGCUCACCACUGGGGAUCAUGGGAUCAUCCGGACGCUGGACCUUCCCAUUUACAUCACAAGAGUGAAGGGUAACAAUGUGUAUUGCCUGGACAGAGAAUGCCGCCCCAGGGUGCUCACCAUCGACCCCACGGAGUUCAAAUUUAAGUUGGCGCUAAUUAAUCGAAAAUAUGAUGAGGUCUUGCACAUGGUGAGAAACGCUAAGCUGGUUGGUCAGUCCAUCAUUGCCUACCUCCAGAAGAAAGGCUACCCCGAGGUGGCGCUGCACUUUGUCAAAGACGAGAAGACCCGCUUCAGCCUGGCUCUCGAGUGUGGAAACAUUGAGAUCGCGCUGGAGGCAGCCAAAGCCCUGGAUGAUAAGAACUGCUGGGAAAAGCUUGGGGAGGUGGCCCUGUUACAGGGGAACCACCAGAUUGUGGAGAUGUGUUAUCAGCGCACCAAGAACUUCGACAAGCUCUCCUUCCUCUACGUCAUUACCGGGAACCUGGAAAAGCUGCGCAAGAUGAUGAAAAUUGCUGAGAUCCGCAAGGACAUGAGUGGACAGUACCAGAACGCCCUGUUCCUCGGGGACGUGGACGAAAGAGUGAAGAUUCUGAAGAACUGUGGCCAAAAGUCCCUGGCCUACCUCACGGCUGCGACACACGGAGUGACUGAUGAAGAAGAAAGUCUGAAAGAGUCAUUUGACCUGGAAAAGGAGAUUAUUCCUGAAGUUGACCCAGAUGCCAAACUGCUCCUGCCGCCACCUCCCGUGAUGCCCUUGGACACCAACUGGCCAUUGCUGACCAUGUCAAAGGGCUUCUUUGAAGGAACCAUUUCAAGCAAAAGUAAAGGAGGAGCAUUGGCGGCAGACAUUGACGUGGACACAGUUGGAGGUGAAGGCUGGGGAGAAGAUGCCGAGUUGCAGUUGGAUGAAGAUGGCUUCGUUGAUGCUGGUGAAACAUUUGGAGAGGAAGCCGUGAAAGGACAGGAGGAAGGAGCCGGUUGGGACGUGGAAGAAGAUUUGGAGCUGCCUCCUGAACUGGAUGUCCCCUCUGGGUCUUCAGGCUCAGCAGAAGAUGGGUUCUUUGUUCCACCCACGAAAGGCAGCAGCCCGGCGCAGGCUUGGUGCAAUAACUCUCAGCUUCCCGUGGACCAUAUUCUGGCAGGAUCAUUUGAAACUGCAAUGCGGCUGCUGCAUGAUCAGGUUGGCGUGGUUGACUUUGCUCCAUAUAAGCAACAUUUCCUGCAUACCUUUUCCCGAGGUCGCUGUACCUACCAAGCUUUGCCCGGCCUCCCCGCCAUGUACGGCUAUCCACAACGCAACUGGAAGGACGCCGGGUUGAAGAACGGACUUCCUGCCGUCGGCUUGAAGCUCAGCGACCUCAUCCAGCGCCUGCAGCUUUGCUACCAGCUCACCACAUCCGGCAAAUUUGAAGAGGCUGUCGAGAAGUUCCGGCUCAUCCUCCUAAGUGUGCCGCUUCUCGUGGUGGACAACAAGCAGGAGAUAUCAGAGGCCCAACAGCUAAUAGCCAUCUGCCGGGAAUACAUUGUAGGAUUAUCCAUGGAAAUUGAAAGAAAGAAACUCCCCAAAGAGACUCUGGAGCAGCAGAAACGCAUCUGCGAGAUGGCCGCAUACUUCACUCAUUCCAAUCUGCAGCCGGUACACAUGAUCCUGGUGCUGAGAACAGCCGUCAACCUCUUCUUCAAACUCAAGAACUUUAAAACAGCCGCUGCCUUUGCCAGGCGACUCCUGGAGCUGGGGCCCAAGCCAGAGGUGGCUCAACAGACUCGGAAGAUCCUGUCCGCUUGCGAGAAGAACCUCACAGACGCCUACCAGCUGAACUACGAUAUGCACAAUCCGUUUGACAUCUGUGCGGCCUCGUACCGGCCCAUAUACCGAGGGAAGCCGGUGGAGAAAUGCCCCCUCAGCGGCGCCUGCUACUGCCCUGAAUUCAAAGGACAGACCUGCAGGGUUACAACGGUAACGGAAAUCGGAAAGGAUGUUAUUGGCCUGAGGAUCAGCCCCUUACAGUUCCGCUAACGGGCCGUGUCCCUUGAUCUUGGCUCACGUUUGCGUCUUUGCUCCGCGUGUACGAUGUAUGUUGCACGUAGCGUGACGUUUCGUUGUUUCCCUCCUCCUCCUGUUAUUUGAUCCAAGCUCGUACGAUGAUCUUGUAAUGUAGGCGUAGCAUAAAACGUGCUUUUUCUCAUUAAACAUGUAUUCCUUUAAAGCCAAUAAAAAAAAGGAUCUACAAACGUA
Molecule: messenger RNA, 3984 nt
Organism: Spea bombifrons (plains spadefoot toad)
Lineage: Eukaryota; Metazoa; Chordata; Amphibia; Anura; Pelobatidae
Gene: COPA
Product: COPI coat complex subunit alpha
Exons: 33
Coding region: 94-3765 (1223 amino acids)
Biological process (GO): intra-Golgi vesicle-mediated transport; intracellular protein transport; retrograde vesicle-mediated transport, Golgi to endoplasmic reticulum
Cellular component (GO): COPI vesicle coat
Molecular function (GO): protein binding; structural molecule activity
Source: RefSeq, a predicted model, not a curated record